Molecule: messenger RNA, 1371 nt
Organism: Paramecium pentaurelia
Lineage: Eukaryota; Ciliophora; Oligohymenophorea; Peniculida; Parameciidae
Source: the annotation of a GenBank genome assembly
AUGUCAUUAGUCGGUUCAGGCACCUUAAUUGUCAAACCUCUCAAAGCAAAACUAACUCAUGAUACUGAAUUCCUUGGCAAGAUGGAUCCUUACUGCAAGGUUAUUCUUGGAAAUUAAAAACAAAGAACUAGAGAACAUACAGAUGCUGGUACUAGAAAUAUUCAUAUUUUUAUAGGCAAGCAUCCUUCAUGGAAUCAAUCACUAAGCUUUAGGCGUACAAAUGAAUACAUAGCUGAAAUCUAGGUUUGGGACUCGGAUGAAGUAAGUGAAGAUGAUUUAGUUGGAGAAUGCUCCAUAGCCUUAUAACCAUAUUUAGUUGAUUCUCCUAAACCACCUGAAUGGCUCAAUUUAAGCUACAAAGUAAUUUAAAUAAUCAUUAAAAACUCAGGGAAAAUCGGCUGGAUAGAUUUACAUUUCUUUUGAAUGGUUUUCUGAUUCAAAAUAUUAACAAUAGCCUUAAAUACCUUCAAAUCCUCUAUAUUAUCAAUAAAAUAAUGUAAUACCAAUGAAACCUCCUGUAGCUCCUUAUUACCAAUAACCAUAUAAUUAAUCAAUGCCUUAUUAACAACCUCCCAAUUAUCCACCCUAAUCAAUAUAAUAUCCAUAGCCACCACCCUAUUCUUAAACAGGGUUCUAAGGACCAGUAGGAUAUCCAUAGAAUCAAUAAUAAAACUAUCCGUAGUAAGGUUAUAUGCCUAACUACCCUCCUAAUUAAUAAUAAGGCUAUUAACCAAAUCAAGGAUAUCCACCCUAUCAACCUCCAGUUUACCCACCAAAUCAAGCUCCCAAUUAUGCACCCAAUUAACCGCCAAGUUAUCCUCCAAAUUAGCCACCAAGUUAUCCUCCAAAUUAAGCUCCCAAUUAUCCACCAAAUUAACCACCAAAUUAUCCUUAAAAUUAACCUCCAAAUUAUCCACCGAAUUAACCACAAAAUUAUCCUUAAAAUUAACCACCAAGCUAUCCUCAAAAUUAACCUCCAAAUUAUCCAUCUAAUUAACCUCCAAAUUAUCCUCAAAAUCAACCUCCAAAUUAACCACCUAAUUAGCAAGGAUAUCCAAAUUAUGCCUAAACCAUGUAAAAUAAUCCUUAAAACUAUCCUAAUACUUAAGCAUAGGGUGGCUAUACAAAUAAUCAAAUGCCACCAAAUUAAUAAGCAUAGACCUUACCACCAGGUCAAUAAUAUCCAAAUUUACCUCCCAUCAAUCAACCUUAUCCUGGCUAAUAACCUCCUCCUCAACCAAAUUAUGUUCCACCUCCUUAAUAAGGGUAAUAAUAAUCACCUGCAUAUUACCCUAAUCAAACGUUACCAAAUUAGACAUAUCCGAUGAAUUUCGAUCCAAAUAAGAUACCUAACCCUAUGGGCAAUUGAAG